GUUGCAGUUACGAUCUCUGAAAACUACUCGCAGCACUCUCCGGUGCGUUGUAACAUCGAAGACCCCGAACUUGAAUCAUGAGUCGCUUCACCGUCGCCGCCACCAUCGCGCUCGCGCUGGCGCUCCUCGGCCGUGUGCUAUACCGCCGCCGGUACCGUCAAAGUCUUCAGCCUGGCGCCGUCGCCCUCAUCACCGGCGGCGGUUCGGGUCUCGGCUUGGAGCUCGCGAAACUCUUUGCUAACGCCCACUGCGAAGUCGUGCUGGCCGGCCGCAAUGAAGCCGCCCUCAAGAUGGCGGUGCAGACCUGCAAGGAAGCUGGUGCCCCGCGCGCGGAGUACAUUGCAGCGGACAUCAGCACCGCAGAUGGCACCAACCGUGUCCGUGUCGAAUACACGCGACUGUACGCGAGCAGCGCCGCGCCGUUGAAGUACCUGGUGCUGAAUGCCGGUGCCGGCGCCAUCACCCCCUUUACUAGCGAGCCGGCCUUUGAGAAGAUCUGCGAGGAUAUGAUGAACAUCAACUACUUUGCCAAUGUGCGCCUUCUGCAGACCUUCUUGCCGAUGCUGUCCAAGACACACUCCACGAGCUCGCCGAGUCGUGUCAUUGUCAUGUCGUCGCUGGCGGGCGUUCUGCCGUCCAUUCUGCGUAGCGCGUACACCGCGUCGAAGCACGCGGUCCAGGGCUUCAUGAACGCGUUGCGCGGGGAGACGGCGGUGUGCAUCACGCUGUGCUGCCCCGGCUACGUCGACACCGACUUCCACAGUCGCGUGCUGACGAAUGAUGGGCAGCCGCUUGCCGGCAGCCAGCGCCGCGGCGUGUCACCGGCGGUCUGCGCGCGUCAGUGCGUCAACGGAGCGCUGUGCAACGAUGCGGAGGUGAUCAUGACCACGGCUGGCAAGCUGGGCUAUCACCUGCGGCCUUUUUUGACGGGUAUUGUGGAUGUGAUGGCAAAGCGCAAGAGUCUCAAAUCGCUGGAACAUCACUAG
Molecule: messenger RNA, 986 nt
Organism: Leptomonas pyrrhocoris
Lineage: Eukaryota; Euglenozoa; Kinetoplastea; Trypanosomatida; Trypanosomatidae
Product: putative mitochondrial short chain dehydrogenase-like protein
Exons: 1
Coding region: 78-986 (302 amino acids)
Molecular function (GO): oxidoreductase activity
Source: RefSeq, a predicted model, not a curated record